UUUUGGGGAUCUGGCUACAGCAGAAAAGACUCCUGCUCAACAAGGGUGUUCCUGACGGUAGCUGGAAAUCAGAAGAACCAAGGACACCACUGAACUCUGGAUCUGGACUUUUUCUCUGUUCAUGGCUGCAGCACCUCUCCCCAGUUUGUGAGCCUCUCCCUGAAUAGCAGCCAUGGCCUUGAAGAAUGUCCCCUUUCGCUCAGAGGUCUUAGCCUGGAACCCGGACAACCUUGCUGAUUAUUUCAGGAAGCUGAACUACAGGGACUGUGAGAAGGCUGUGAAGAAAUACCACAUUGAUGGCGCUCGGUUUUUGAACCUGACAGAAAAUGACAUUCAGAAGUUUCCUAAACUGAGGAUGCCGAUUCUCAGUAAGUUGAGUCAAGAUAUCAACAAGAACGAAGAGAGAAGGAGCAUUUUCACACGCAAACCCCCGGUUCCACGAUAUCCUGAGGAAAUAGAAAUCCAUGAAGAAGACGAUGGUGGCUGGUCAUCCUUUGAAGAUGACUAUGAAAGUCCCAAUGACGACGAUCCGGAUGGGGAGGAUGAUGGUGACUAUGAGUCCCCUAACGAGGAGGAAGAGACGCUAGUGGACGAUGCUGCUGACUAUGAGCCUCCACCCUCCAACGAUGAGGAGGCUCUGCAGAACUCCAUCCUGCCCGCCAAGCCUUUCCCCAACACCAACUCCAUGUACAUUGACCGGCCUCCCACCGGCAAGGUCUCCCAGCAGCCUCCGGUGCCCCCGCAGAGACCAAUGGCCGCCCUCCCUCCCCUGCCAACAGGCCGGAAUCACUCGCCCAACCAUGAAGAAUCUAGCAGAAAUAGGAACCAUAAAACAGCAAAGUUGCCUGCUCCAUCAAUAGACAGAAGCACAAAACCUCCCCUGGACCGCUCAUUGGCUCCUCCUCUGGACCGAGAGCCCUUACUGGGAAAGAAACCCUCUGAUAAGCCCUCCGCUCCACUGGGAAGGGAGCAUUUACCCAAGAUACAGAAGCCUCCUUUGCCGCCAGCCAUGGACAGACACGAAAGAAAUGAAAGAAUCGGACCCCUGACAGCAAGGAAGCCACCAGUUCCAAGGCAUGGAAGGGGACCAGACAGAAGAGACAAUGAUGAAGAUGAUGUGCACCAGAGGCCUUUGCCUCACCCAUCACUACCUUCUAUGAGCUCCAACACAUUCCCUUCGAGAUCUACCAAGCCCAGCCCCAAGAACACAUUCCCAUUGCCUCACAUGCCGGGAGCCAUCUCAGAAAGUAACAUUGGCUUUCAGCAGAGUGCCUCCCUGCCAUCAUACUUCUCUCAAGGUCCCAGCAGCAGGCCACCUGUCAGAAAUGAAGUCAGAAACUUACCUUUGCCAGUUCCAAACAGGCCUCAGCCUCCAUCUCCUGGGGAAGAAGAGUCUCCAUUAGACGAAGAAUGGUAUGUCUCUUAUAUUACCCGGCCAGAGGCAGAAGCUGCUCUGAGGAAGAUAAACCAGGAUGGCACCUUCCUGGUUAGAGACAGCUCUAAGAAGACAGUGAACAAUCCAUAUGUCCUCAUGGUGUUGUACAAAGACAAAGUUUACAACAUCCAGAUCCGUUACCAGGAGGAAAGUCAAGUCUAUUUGUUGGGUACUGGGCUUCGAGGAAAAGAGGACUUCCUGUCUGUAUCAGAUAUUAUUGACUACUUCAGGAAAAUGCCACUGUUACUCAUUGAUGGAAAAAACCGAGGGUCCAGAUACCAGUGCACACUAACGCAUGCUGCAGGCUGUCUGUAGCAAGUUACCCAAGAAACGAGCCUUCCUGACUCUGUCAUCGGUGUGGCAAGAGCCUGACCUGAGCAAACGGACACCAGGACUAAAACAGACUGUCAAUAUGGGCCCUGAGUUCUGCCCUGUCCUGUAAAGUAUCUGAAGACUGUUGAAUACCACGAUUUAUUUAUUUUCUUUGAUGUUUAUAAAGUGUAGAAGUGAUCAUGUUCACGUUUGAAGUCUAAGAGUGCAUGGCAGACAUGAGAUUUUGAACAUCCACCUCAAAAUACAGUACUUUAUACAGUAGAGAAAUAAUGUGGAACGAGCUGAAGAAGGACUGAAAUGGAUGGUUCUGGUUUUAUAACGAAACUUUUGUCAGGCCAAGGCACAAUCUGUUUUUUACACAACUUAAAAUGAUUAAAAUUCAUUUUUGGGGCAGCCAUUACUUAAGAGGCUCCAAAAACUCCAUUGUUUCUUAUUUGGUUUUACAGGGUGUGUUUUUAAUGUGUUCUUUUCAUAAUGAAAUUAGUGUAUGUUGGGAUAAUUUCCUGGGAUUAAAGUUGUCCUUUGCUUUAGUCCUUUAGAUCCUUAAGACAACUUUGUUUGGUCUGGGCUGUUAUAUUUUUGUUUUAAAGCAAAUGUAAGCUACAUUUCUGAAUUUACAAGAAAAUAGUCUUAGAUUCGGUCAUGCAGCUCUGCUGUUGAAUACACUGGGGUUUCUGUUGCUUCUCUAUCACAGUCCUCCAUGUCUACAUCCACGGAGGGCUCCCUCCUCUCCCGCCUUGAAAAACAUUUUAUAGUACUGAAGGUCUCCUGGGAAGAUGAGCACUGCUUUGUACACACACACACACACACGCACACGCACACGCACACACACACACUUGGAGCCCACCUUCCUACUAGAUGCUACUUAUAUUAGCUGCUUUUCAGUUAGAAAGUUUGACUUGCUCCAAUGGUCACCUGUUCCCGUUUCUUUGGGCCUGCAACAAUUCAUAUAGGAUAUUGAAGUAAGAGUGUGAGGCCAUCCAUUCAUCUCGUGGUGGCUGGGAAACAAAGGGAAAGGACAAGAAGCAAAUUUCCCUCAAGGUCUUCCACCUGCUGACCUAACUUCACCCUCCUAAGGCUCCGCCACUGCCCAAUGCUACCCUGGUGGAGGGUGAAGACUCUUAACCUGUGGGCCUCUGGAGAAUACCUGUCCAAACCCCUGCUCUGGUCCUCUGUCUCAUUAACCCAACAAGUAUGUUGCAAAACUGCUGUCUUGUCCCUCUUAGAUGGGCGUUUAAACCCUUCAAAGCACCUCAGAUCUCCUUUAGUUUUUAAGUUACACUUAACAAAAGGCACUGGUGGACUUCUGGUGUGUGUUGGUUUAACUCGCCAUGUUUUACUUCAUGAUGGUGUGAACUGAAAGCAAUGCCUGUGAAGCACAAAUUGUACAGCAAGGUUUGCAUUUUGCUUUGCCUGGGCCAGCAGCAGCUGGUAUGAGAUGUGAAAGUGUUGACUGGCCACGCGAUCACAGGGUACGCAUCAGUACUUCACAUGUUUUAUGUUGCAGGUGGUUUUCUUCUUUGGGCGGGGGGUAGGGGGCUACAAACACUCAAUAAAUUAAACAAUAUAUUCAGUAUUAAA
Messenger RNA from Rattus rattus (black rat), 3349 nucleotides. RefSeq names its product lymphocyte cytosolic protein 2 (gene Lcp2). Gene Ontology annotation, biological process: intracellular signal transduction; cell surface receptor protein tyrosine kinase signaling pathway. The transcript is spliced from 21 exons. Gene Ontology annotation, molecular function: protein binding. Bases 173 to 1750 code for a protein of 525 amino acids. The record is from RefSeq and is a predicted model, not a curated record. NCBI's taxonomy places the organism in Eukaryota, Metazoa, Chordata, Mammalia, Rodentia, Muridae.